AUGUCGGGGCACGACGUUCAGCAAGAAAAGUCAGGCACGUUGAGUUAUUUUCCGGAUGCACCGGAGAUUGCUGCAUCGCGGCUUGCGGACACGCGAGGGAUGUAUCCAUACGAACAGAGGCCCCGCGAGCUCGACUGCAGGAGGAGGAGGAGCAGCAGCAGCACCAUCAGCAUCGGCGUCCACAUCACACCGCCCCGUGUCCCCGAGCAGACUCCCCGCGCCCCGGUCCCUCACCGCAACACGUCCUACAACACGCACCGUCUCCGGCGCCAGCGUCGCCGGCAGCACGGCGGCCACAACCGCCUCCGAGGCGCCCAAGAAGAAGAGACCAAACCCCUUAUCGUCAUUGCUAAGCAGGAGUUCCUCGACGCGUCAACUAGCGUCCGCGACGACGACGUCAACGAGACAAAGAGAUGCGACAGCCACGGCAGGAGGAGGAGGAUCAACCAGCUCGGGACCAACAAGCGCCCCCUUAAGCAGGACAAGCGCGCUCUCAGGCCUCACAAGGACGUCUUCGACGAGAGAACCGGGCCUGACGCGGACUCGAUACCCCGCAAACGCCUCGACGAGCAACCUCAGCCUCGUCUCGUCAUCCAACACCGCAGCAGCCAGAGCCGGUGCUGGUUCCGGACCGUCGACGCCGACGACAGCGAGGCCGACCACGUCAGGCGGUCUACCAACCUCGAGACGCGCCGCCGCACCAGGGGCGACAUCGACAUCGACAUCGACAUCGACAGCCACAGCAACAGGAGCAGCCGGGACACCAUCCUCCGACCCCCGUCGUCUACCGGGGCCGUUGCCGCACCGAGGUCACGCCCGACGUCCCUGUACGGAGCACCUCCCGCGUCUUCCUACCCAUCCUCAUCAGCAUCAACAACGACCGCGAGACCCCGUCCGCCCUCAGAAACAGACCGCCUCUCCUCAAAACCAUCCGUAUCCUCCCUCUCCUCCGCAACAACCACAACAUCAACACGCACAGCCCGAGCAGGCAGUAUCACAACAGCACCAUCCCGCCAACCCCCAAAACAAUCUCAACCACCACAUCUCGCCCGCCAACAAGCCCAACAACGACACCCCUCCCCGGCCUCACCACCAAGAACAACAAAGCCAUCCGUCCUCCGCCCAGCCUUCUCCACCCUCCAACAGCACUACUCCCCCGCCAAAUCCCUCGCGCCCAAACCCCUAACAGCAACCUACCUCGCCGCCCCGUCCCCCUCAAAACUCCCCGCCAACGUCGCCCUCACAGCCGAGACCUCACGCCUACAAACCGAGCUCCUCCAGCUCCACCUCCUCCACCGCGACCUGCCGCAAGUCACAUCCCAAUGGCACGCCAGCGCCCGCUCCAAACUCGCCGCGCGCCACGCCGACCUCGCACGUUCUGCAAGGGACCUCGCGGCCCUAGAAUCCGACGCCGCAGAGCGCCGUAACCUCGCCGCCCUACGCAACUGGGCGACGACACCAACAUCAUCAUCCGCCGGCGGCGGCAAGAUAUCGUCCCUACCCCUGGAAGACCGAAUCCAACGCCUAGACGCCCUCCUCACAUCCCUCUGGUCCCUCGACAGCCCAGGCGGCAAACACCACCGCCUCGUCCGCGCCUUUGAGCGCUGGGCCUCCACCCUCUCCGACCUCGAAGCCGCGCGCGCCCGCGCCCAAGACAGCGCAGACCCGUCCGCUCUCCUAGACGGCAACGCCGACGUCCGUUUCGGAGGCGGUCUCGACGCGCGCUGGAAGGACGAUGCCGCGGCGCUGGUGAGACGUCUCGAGGGGUGGGAUGCCCAGCUCAGGGAGUUAGAGUAUCGCGGUGACGACGACGGGGGAGAGAACGACGGAGACGCGGCUGUUGGUACUACCACGCAAGCGUCGAGCCUAAAGCGCAUGUUGGGCGGGUGCGGCAGUCUCGUCAGGGACAUGCUCGACGAGCUGGCCGUCAUGGAAGACAUUGAGGCGGCCGCGGUAGAGAGGGAGAAUGAAUGGAUUAAGAGGAUGAAUAGGGAGGGAGACGACGGCCGCGGCCGAGAUACCCAGAGAGCCGGUGCCAUUUGGAGAGUGAUUUAA
Colletotrichum phormii is the source of this 2055-nucleotide messenger RNA. RefSeq lists its product as uncharacterized. The record is from RefSeq and is a predicted model, not a curated record. Bases 1 to 2055 code for a protein of 684 amino acids. NCBI's taxonomy places the organism in Eukaryota, Fungi, Ascomycota, Sordariomycetes, Glomerellales, Glomerellaceae. The transcript is spliced from 3 exons.